Messenger RNA from Saprolegnia parasitica CBS 223.65, 183 nucleotides. RefSeq lists its product as hypothetical. The record is from RefSeq and is a predicted model, not a curated record. The annotation marks the transcript as partial. Lineage: Eukaryota; Oomycota; Saprolegniomycetes; Saprolegniales; Saprolegniaceae. The transcript is spliced from 2 exons.
UCGACACGCUCUGCUGACGGCGGCAAGAUAUAUGCCAUCCUGAUCUGCAAGCCACACGUAGAUGCUGCUCCAACGCCUACCCUGGUCGUUACCAUCGCGGCAUCAGUGCGAGCAUGCUAUUCCGCGUGGCGCCGGCUACGAUGGCAGUCGUUGAUGCCGUCGAUCGCCACGCUAUCUACCUGA